CGAUCAGCACUGGUCUCCACACACCGAUAGCACUAUGACCUCAUCCUCCUCGCCUUUCAGAAUCUUCACACAAGGGACCACCAGGCUCCAGCAAACCUCACAGCAACUCCCAAAACAACCGCCAAGAUGCACAUCACCGUCGCCCCCGCCUCCACCAAGGCCGGCCGGGCCACCAUUGAGGCCCUCCUCGCCGACAGCGCCGGCCCGACCGUCACGGGCGUCUACCGCAACCUGUCCAGGGUGCCGGCGCAGUUCUCGCCGAACCCCAACUUCAAGGCCAUGCAGGGCGACGUCCAGGACGGCGCGUCGCUGGACUUCUCCGGGGCCGACGCCGUCCUCGCCAUCACGCCGCCGCAGUUCCACGAGAGCGACAUCGUGGCCGACGCGCGCAAGAUGUCCGAGAACAUGAAGGCCGCCGCGCAGAAGGCGGGCAUCAAGCGUCUGGUGCUGCUGUCGAGCGUCGGGGCAGAGCUGGAGAAAGGCACUGGCGAGAUCCUCACCAACCACGCCGCCGAGCAGGUGUUCGAGGGCACGGCGCCCGAGGUUGUCUACGUGCGCUGCGCCUACUUCAUGGAGAACUGGAUGAUGUCGCUCGAGACGGUCCAUCAGGAGCCGCCAUUUUUCUACACUACCAUCACGCCGCUGGACUUCAAGGUGCCCAUGAUCGCCGUCAAGGACAUCGGUAGCACCCUCGCCGCGCAGCUGCUCGCCACCGGCUCGGCCCCGCCGGCGAACCCGCACGUGUUCGAGCUGUGGGGGCCCGAGGACUACUCGUCGCUCGACACGCAGGCGGCCUUCGCAGCCGCCGCCGGCCGCGAUGUCGAGGUCCGCCCCGUCCCCAAGGACGGCCUGGGCGACUUCUUCGUCCAGGCCGGCUUGCCGCCUAGUGUCGCCAAGGAGUGGGCCGAGAUGUCGGCGUGUUUCCUGCCCGGCGGCGUCAUCGAGGCGGACGUUUCGCGCACCGAGGGCGUCGUUCGCGGCAAGACGACGCUGCACGAGGCGGUCAAGGAGAUGUACAACCUGCCGCCGCCGGCGUGAGACUGAGUCGAGAUCCUUUUGAGGUCUAUGUCGAGCACGGAGGGCUUGGGUGGUACUUUGGCGGGCAAGGUAGUGUACAGGGUAAUCGAAGCAGGACUGAGGUUGGUACCAGGGUAGUGUGCACAUUUGCACUUGUUUUGGUACUUUCAAUGCGAACUCUCAUCUCACAGCGA
Gaeumannomyces tritici R3-111a-1 is the source of this 1211-nucleotide messenger RNA. RefSeq lists its product as hypothetical. The record is from RefSeq and is a predicted model, not a curated record. Lineage: Eukaryota; Fungi; Ascomycota; Sordariomycetes; Magnaporthales; Magnaporthaceae. The transcript has 3 exons. Bases 127 to 1038 code for a protein of 303 amino acids.